AUUGUUGCGGGUGAGGCGUGAGGAGCUGAGGGGCGGGGAAGCGGGGGGGAGGUCGGGAGCCGAAGGAGUUCUCCUCCGUUACGAGGUGAGGACGGCAAUGGGUGCCGAGAUGGAACAGCCGGGAGAGGUGGCGGGCUUCGCCGGCAGCAGGGUGUACCUGGACCACAACGCCACCACCCCGCUGUCUCCGGAGGUCGCGCAGGCCAUGGACGAGGCGGCUCGUCGGGCCUGGGGCAACCCCAGCAGCUCCCACCCUGCAGGCAAGAAGGCCAAGGAGCUCAUCGAGAGCGCGCGGGAGAGCCUGGCGAGGCUGGUGGGGGGCCGGCCCGAGGACAUCAUCUUCACCUCGGGGGGCACGGAGGCUAACAAUAUGGUCAUCCACACGGCCCUCAGGUACUUCCGAGAGAGCCAGGGGCAGGGCCGGGCCAUGCCGCACGUCGUGACAUCAAAUGUGGAGCAUGACUCUAUCCGCUUGCCACUGGAGCAGCUGGUGAAGGAGAGCCUGGCAGAAACCACCUUUGUGCCUGUAUCCCCGCGAAGUGGACAGGCUGAGGUAGAUGAUGUUCUUGCCGCGGUGCGGCCGACCACCUGCCUAGUUACCAUCAUGUUGGCCAAUAAUGAGACAGGGGUCAUCAUGCCUGUUGCAGAGCUGAGCCAGCGCAUCCGUGCCCUCAACCAGAGGAGAGCGGCGGAGGGGCUGCCCAGGAUCCUGGUGCACACAGAUGCAGCACAGAUGAUUGGCAAGGGGCGCGUGGACGUGCAGGAGCUGGGGGUGGAUUACCUCACUGUUGUGGGGCACAAGUUCUACGGCCCGCGGAUUGGCACACUGUAUGUGCGUGGUCCUGGCACCACCACCCCACUGCACCCCAUGUUCUUUGGAGGCGGGCAAGAAAGGAAUUUCCGACCAGGCACUGAGAACACCCCGAUGAUUGCUGGCCUUGGCAAGGCCGCAGAGCUGGUGAGCAGGAACUGGGAGGCCUACGAGGCCCAUAUGCGGGAUGUUCGGGACUACCUGGAGGCCAGGCUAGAGGCAUCCUUUGGGAAGAUGAGGAUCCACUUCAACAGCCAGUUUACAGGCUCCAAGCGACUCUGCAACACCUGCAACGUCUCCAUCUUGGGCUCAGGCCUUCAAGGGCGCAGGGUGCUGUCUCACUGCAAGAUCCUUCUCGCCAGUGUUGGGGCUGCCUGCCACUCUGAGAAGGGAGAUCAGCCCUCCUCGAUUCUGUUGAGCUGUGGGAUCCCCUGCGACGUAGCGCAGAACGCCUUGCGGCUGAGUGUGGGGCGAGACACCACCCGCGCGGACGUGGACCUGGUUGUGCAGGACCUUGUGCAGGCUGUGGCACAGCUUGGCAAGGACCAAGCCUCAUAGGCCCCAGGAAUCACUCCUUGCCCGUCACCCAGGUUCUCGGGGUAGGAUUGUGCUCUGCUUCACUCCUGGCUGCUGGCUCUGGCAACCCCUUUUAUGUGGGUUGUACAGGGCAGGAUGGUGACCAAACUAAUAGCAAGUCUCUGCUAACAGGAUUUGCUCCUCCAUUCUUAUGUCCAGUCUUCUAACUCCAUGGCUGCAGACUGAGUCAAUUUGUAAUCGGGGUUUGGCAGGAAUAACCUUCUGCCUGACAACUAACCUGGCUGCCUGCCAGCCAAACUGACCCAGCCUCCAGCUUGAGAUCACUGAUUCAACAUCGUGGAAGUGGUGGCUGGAGGAGGAAGCAAGAUAGUCUGUUUCAGCAGCAGUAUGCUCUCAGGUCUGCUUAGCUGCACCGCACUGCGUAGCUGGUUUGCCUCCACAGUGUGUGCUGCCUUAGCAGAAAAGCUUGCCAGUGCGUGCUAGUGGCAGCAGGGAGCUGGGAGCUGUGCUGUGGAGAUGGCUUUGCUACUUUGGGGCUGGAGCAGCCCAUCUAAUUCUUGCUGAGGACUCUGUCAUCCCUAUUGCAUGGUGCAAACAUUUUGGGAGCAUCGCUAUCAGGCACUCCUUGCUUGCCAGCACAUUUCUGCAUGUGUCAAAGAGUCUCAGAGCUUGGCUGCCUCCAGAGCAUGACAGGCGUGGAAGCCGUAGGAGGUGAAGGCUUUUGCACUGGUUGCUUUCCACAAAGGAAGCUUUCCUGCUGUCUGAUCGCUGAGAGGAAGAAAGACCAUCUGUCCCAAGGAGAAAUGAGUUUAUAGCGACGCAGCAAGAGGCUGGGCUGGGCACUGCUCUGCCCCUGCCAGAGCCCUAAGCCACAAAAGUGUUUUUUGGCUGGGAAAGUGUUGGGUAUAGCUUUCCCAGCGCUGUAUUGCAUUACUUGCUCCUUGUCCUUCCUACAGUGGGCAGUGCUCCUGUUGCUGGCUCCACGUGCUCUGAAAAGAAGUGGCUGUUGCAGGAGCCCUAAUGUGUGCCAGUGCCCGAGGAAACGUGUCACCCCUGCACGGCCAAGGCAGUUCUAACAUUAGGAGGACACAGGUGUCAAAUGCAUUGGGAGUGCUGCAGCUGGGCUGACUCAUUUCUGGGAAUCUGUUUUUUUGAUAUUCAUAGGAAUAAAAGUGAUUACCACUGCUGUGGCAUUUUCCCAUGUAAAA
Meleagris gallopavo (turkey) is the source of this 2556-nucleotide messenger RNA. NCBI's taxonomy places the organism in Eukaryota, Metazoa, Chordata, Aves, Galliformes, Phasianidae. The record is from RefSeq and is a predicted model, not a curated record.